AUGGAGUUGUACACUAUGGCAAUGAAGAAAGAGGUAGAGUUUGUCAUAUUCGCCUAUGGCAAUCUCAUGUGUGAUACGAGGUGUUGUGUCCUACCAGCCAAAUCAGUUAAGGAUUUUAAGCCGGAUAGGGCACUUUUCACUCCCGGUCUGGUGUACCAUAUAAACCCCCACCAAUGUCACUACAGCUUAAUUCCCGAUGUCUCCACUUUUACCAUCUUGCCAUGGAAAAAAAAUUUUGCAUGGGUCCAAUGUCAUCUGUGGGCCACCAUUCAAACUAGCCCCCGCAAAAUCCUCCCUAUGGCCAUACUUUUUGUGGACCCCUUUAAGCCACCGAUAAGCGAAUGGAGACACUGA
This is a messenger RNA of Helobdella robusta, 354 nucleotides long. RefSeq lists its product as hypothetical. NCBI's taxonomy places the organism in Eukaryota, Metazoa, Annelida, Clitellata, Rhynchobdellida, Glossiphoniidae. Gene Ontology annotation, molecular function: glutamine synthetase activity. Bases 1 to 354 code for a protein of 117 amino acids. The record is from RefSeq and is a predicted model, not a curated record. The transcript is spliced from 3 exons.